Dryobates pubescens (Downy woodpecker) is the source of this 639-nucleotide messenger RNA. Its product is annotated as PE-PGRS family protein PE_PGRS16-like. The record is from RefSeq and is a predicted model, not a curated record. Bases 1 to 639 code for a protein of 212 amino acids. The transcript has a single exon. NCBI's taxonomy places the organism in Eukaryota, Metazoa, Chordata, Aves, Piciformes, Picidae.
AUGGCGGCGGGGGGGAAGCAGUGGACGAGAUGGCGGCGGAGGGAAAGCAGUGGACGAGAUGGCGGCGGAGGGAAAGCAGAGGACGAGAUGGCGGCGGAGGGAAAGCAGAGGACGAGAUGGCGGCGGAGGGAAAGCAGAGGACGAGAUGGCGGCGGGGGGGGGGAAGCAGUGGACGAGAUGGCGGCGGGGGGGGAAGCAGUGGACGAGAUGGCGGCGGGGGGGGAAGCAGUGGACGAGAUGGCGGCGGGGGGGAAGCAGUGGAAGAGAUGGCGGCGGGGGGGGAAGCAGUGCACAAGAUGGCGGCGGGGAGGGAAAGCAGUGGACGAGAUGGCGGCGGGGAGGGAAAGCAGUGGACGAGAUGGCGGCAGGGGGGGAAGCAGUGGACGAGAUGGCGGCGGGGGGGAAAGCAGUAGACGAGAUGGCAGCGGAGGGAAAGCAGUGGACGAGAUGGCGGCGGGGGGGGGAAGCAGUGGACGAGAUGGCGGCGGGGGGGAAGCAGUGGACGAGAUGGCGGCGGGGGGGAAGCAGUGGACGAGAUGGCGGCGGGGGGGAAGCAGUGGACGAGAUGGCGGCGGGGGGGAAGCAGUGGACGAGAUGGCGGGGUGUGGAGUUAAAGCACAUGUAAUUCUGAAUGUUUAA